Messenger RNA from Mycena citricolor, 2457 nucleotides. The record is from the annotation of a GenBank genome assembly. NCBI's taxonomy places the organism in Eukaryota, Fungi, Basidiomycota, Agaricomycetes, Agaricales, Mycenaceae.
AUGACUGCACGAAAACCAGCUCUCGAAGCCGCCCGAAGCAACAAAAAGCACUGUAAUGGGGAGAAAGGUGCAAUGGCUGGUCACUUGAGGAGAUGUGCGCUGGCUACCGCGGAGGAGAAGUCUCUGGCAUCCCGAGUUGCACCAACACAACGCGAGAAGAAAGAAGCAAAGGCAGAGGAGAAGCGAAAGAGAGAUGAGGGGGAUGACGGCACGGACGCAGAUAACGAAGGUGCGGGAGUCUUGAAGAUGGAUCAGUCGAAGAAGAAGAAACGGAAACGAGUCCUUGCGGUGGAAACGUCCUUCUCCCAGUCCAAGCUUCAGGUGUUCAGAGGCAACGAUAUCCCGUUCAGUAAAGAUCAUCAAGAUGCAAUUGCACGUCAGACACUCCGCGCUACACAGUCCGCCAAUCUUCCGGAGCGCUGGACCGAGGACAUCGAAGUGAUGAAGUUGUUCAUCAUGAUGCGUUCCCGUGCCAUGGAUGCCAUACCGUCGAGGUCACAGCUCGGAGGAAGCCUGUUGAGAGAUGCGGCAAAAGAGAUUGAUGCACAGACAAAGGCACAAGUUAGCGGCAAAGAGGUUUUGAUGUGUACCGAUGGCUGGAGGAGUAAUCGAAAGGACGCUGUAGGUGGUGUCACUCUAAACGUCCAGUUCAAGUCACAUCUUGUGGAUGUGAUGCGCACUAAUCAGUGGGGAAAAGACGGAGAAUCCAUGAAGCUUCACUUCACGGCAAUGAUUGAGAAAGCGGAGAAAGACUUGGGCUGUAUUGUCAUCGGUUUCCUCACUGACAAUGACGGAGGGAGUAAAAAAGGACGAUUACUGCUAGCAAUCGCCAAACCCUAUCUGUUCACGUUUCCAUGCUGUGCCCAUCAAGGACAGCUCAUACUCGGAGACUACUUGAAGGAAAACGAAGCUGCUGCUAUACUCCUGGGCGAACUCAUUGAUGUUGUGAAUUGGAUCAAUUCGCAUGACAAGGUCCGAGACAUCUUUGACAAGGAACAAGAAAAAGCGAACGGGAAAGUUCUCGCAUACAUCCUGCCAAACUUGACGCGAUGGACGACUCACUUGAUUGCCGCUGUGCGAUUCGAGUUCUUGAAGGCUCCAAUCCGGGCUGCUAUUCUGUCUCGUUGUGAUGAUAUUGUCGCGGCACAGGUUGGCGCAGAGACAAACACACGAAAACGCUUGGCUUUGGAAGAGGACGCGAUCAGUCAUUGCGAGAUGAUCGAGUCCAAUGGAUGGUGGGACCGUCUGAAGAGAAGUGUCAUACCCGACAUGGAGCAUAUCUGCUACCUCACGAAUAUCUCACAGAGUGAUCAUGUACGACCGGAUCAGUUUCUCCUUGCUCUUGCAGGUCUCCUACUCCACUUUCGCACAUUUGCGUCUCGAGAUCAAGCCACCGAUCGAACCCUUGGGAAGAAUAUGUGCGCCCGAAUCGAGAAGCGAUUCAAAGAGCUGGAUCAGCCUGUCUUUGUUUUUGCGUUAAUCCUCAACCCUUUUGAGCGGCUGGAACGCUUCGGAGAUGACGCAAAAGUUGAUGUGUUCAAACUGUCGACAGAACUUGUUGCGCUAUACCGGCGUUACAAAUCCCGACCUCCUCUCCAUCCACGCAAUGAAGAGCAACAAUUGCUGUUCGCUGCUGGGCUAAACUCAGAGGCACAGCGUCUCAAUACCGCGUUCAUGCAAUAUCUAAGCGGCACUGGACUGUUUGCAAGUUGGUUCGAAGACGAAUCCCCGCACCAAAAUUCCUACACGGAUAUAAAUGGCGUCGAUCCUCUCCCAUUCUGGACCAUGAUGCGCUUGAACUCUGAGGCCAAGGAGCUUUCAGAUUUUGCAACAACUCUAUUGCGCCUUGUUGUGAAUCAGGCCGGUCUCGAACGUUGGUUUUCCGACUUUGCGAACAAGAAGAAUAAGAAACGCAAUCGUCUUGGACUUACAAAGAUGGCACAGCAAGCCAAGCUCACACGUCAAAUCCGCACUGAACAAGUGGCCGAAGGACUAAUAGAUGUCCGUGGAGGCAGGAAGAACCACUCGAACGCUCGAGUUUUACUCUCAGUCCCGCGCUACGCUGACGCAAUUCUAAGCGACACCGAUGAUAGCGAUGUUGAUGGUGGUCGAUUAUCCGUCGUUGUUCGGAGUAAAGCAGCUUGGAGAAAGCAACUUGGAGAAUGGCAAGCGGAAAUGCACGAGUUGGAUCAAGUUUCUGACAGUCGAGAUACGGACAUUGACCAGCCGCUGCCUGGCAUUCCGACACCAAAUCGCCCUCGAGCUCAGCGCUCUUGGCUCCCUUCGACGCUUGCUUCGCUUUUUGGUGGUGUUGUUUCGAAGCCCAUCGUGCUCGGACGUCGUACAAGGGUGGUUUCGGAGGAAGCAUUGUAUAUGGAGCUUCUUGAGGCAGACAGAAGUGAUGAAGAGCCUGACGCCGGUGCUCAGGAGGGUUCAGGUGACGACUUUAUGCCGUAG